Messenger RNA from Loa loa (African eye worm), 1221 nucleotides. RefSeq names its product neuropeptide F receptor. The record is from RefSeq and is a predicted model, not a curated record. Gene Ontology annotation, cellular component: membrane. The coding region runs from base 1 to 1221 and encodes 406 amino acids. The transcript has 8 exons. Gene Ontology annotation, biological process: G protein-coupled receptor signaling pathway. NCBI's taxonomy places the organism in Eukaryota, Metazoa, Nematoda, Chromadorea, Rhabditida, Onchocercidae. Gene Ontology annotation, molecular function: neuropeptide Y receptor activity.
AUGCCAGCAUUGAUAUUCGCAGAAAGCGGUUCACGAAGCAAUUGGUCGGAUAUUAAUUGCGAUGAAUUUGAUGAAAUUUACAACAUUCAAAAUAGUUUUUUAUGGCAGCAUCGAGGUGAGAGCUAUGUUUUAUUGUUAUAUGGCCUGGUGUGUGUUUUUGGAACAUUGGCCAACUUAUUUGUUCUAAUUGCAUUCUUACGAACUUCACAUAUACGUAAUUUACGCAACUACUUUAUUGCAAAUUUGGCUGUGUCAGAUCUUCUACUAUGUGUUGUCACCGCACCUGUCACAGUUUAUCUUACGAAAAAUCUGUUUUGGCCAUUUGGCAGUUUCGCUUGUCAAACGUUAGCUUCGGUGCAAGCUAUAAACAUGUUUGUAUCGUGCAUGACACUUGUGCUAAUUGCUAUGGAUCGAUUCUUAUUGACUUUGUGUCCAGUCAAAUGGAAGCUUGCUGCAACAGCACCAAUUAUGUGUUACUUUAUUGUUUGGUUGACAUCGAUUUUGAUUUCAACGCCGUAUUUUUUUGCAGUUACUGCUGAAAAUGUCAUGCUUGAACCGUGGAAUCAACCUUACACUGAUGUUAUGCUUCAUAUUUGUCGGCGUAAGCGACCGCAGACGUGUAUCGAAAAGGCUUGGCAUCGGUUGCCUUUUUCAAGGCGCACGUAUACACUUUCAGUACUGGCUAUACAAUACUUACUUCCACUCACAGCUUUAGUAUUCAGCUACUCACAAAUUGGUUCUGCUAUUCGCAAACGUGUCAAAGCGAGCACAACGAUAGAUCAGCAGCGUCGACAACUUAUGAUUCAAAGAAAUAGAAAAGCCUUAUUGUUGUUGCUACUGUUAGUAUUGGUUUAUGCAAUAGCAUGGUUCCCAAUGAAUGCUUACAAUGUCCUCAAUGUCCUGGAAGUAAUCGAAUUCUCUCAAUACAGGUAUCUGUUUUGUCAUUUAGUUGGAAUGACAUCUGCAUGCAUAAAUCCCGUCUUGUAUGCACUGAUAAAUGAUAAUUUUCGAGCGGCCUUUAUUUCUGUUCUUCGACCAGUUAUUCGUCCAUGUACAACAUAUUCAUCCGUCCCGAUAAACCAACAAAACACUUAUACGUUUUCCUUCAACGAACAUCAGUUAUUCAAGCAUCAAGAGGUGUUGGCGAAAGUUUCAUGUAUAAAACAAUAUGAAAGCUUGGGACGCCAUGGACAAUCCCUGAAUCAAAUCUCCUAUCGUUGA